UAAUGAAAGCUACUGUGAUCACUGAAAUAACCAGAAAUGGACAAAAGUAAUACUAGAUACAAAAAAAAAAACAGUGAAAAUCUGCAAAUGAAAACCUUAAACUGCUGUUCGCUCUUAUAAUAAACAGGUGACUUGGUCUCAGUGAGAGGCUGAAACGAGGUGUGUCAUCUCUAGUCGGCAUCAAAAGUGUCUUCAUCAAACAUCUGCGCCUUCAUUAUCCUUUGUAGAUUUUUUUUAAAUUGUUCACUUUCAACAGUUGGGUUUUUAUGUUGUCUCAUAAUGUGAUAGUUCAAUCUGACAAUGAUGCCCUUUGAGUUCACCUUCAAAGAACCACUGAUCAUCGAUAUAUAGUAAAAAUGUUGCUAGUGGUCUUUCUGUUAUGAUUAUGCCGUUUUUAUGCGUACUACUAUACAAAACUGUCACAUUUUCUAAGAAAUCAUUUCUGCAGCGCGGCAGCAGUUCGUUAGAAAUUUGCCUUUGAAUUGUGGGCGGGGCAAGGAGCUUGCGGCCCGCCCAGAGGAUUUUCUAAAAAGUCACAGAUAAACUCUUAAAAAUCUGUCUAAUCUGUCUCGUCUGUCUAAGCGUCCAAAAUAUAAAUUUUGGACGUUGGUCAUGCUGUAGUAUCGCGAGACCCGACGAGACGAGUGUGGUGAUUCAACUUGGCAGCACCUGACAAGUUGAACAAACAUUUUGGUCUUGUUUCAUUAUACCGCCACAUUAAAAUAAUCCAGUAAAUUAACAAUCAUUAAAAAAUUUACAUUUUGAUCUUUAUAUUCAUAAUAUAUCAGAAAAAUGCCACAAGAACAUGUUCAAACCAGGAUUUUCAUAGGAGUGGGUCUUUCAUGUUCUGGGCUUUUUUUGUCUGUGUGUGUUUUCAAUGUCUGUGAUGCACUUUUUUACAUAUUAUUUCCACCUUUUUAUGGGGCUUUGUCAUUGGUUUCUUUAUUUGUAUGAAGAAUAAAAUCAGAAUUUAAAUGAGUUAAUUUGUGAAAACGUUUUGUUUUGUUAAUUUAAAGCUGCCUCCGGGGCGUUUUCUUCAACAAAGCUGCGCUCAAAUCUCAGGGUUAUUUUAAGAUGGGAGUGACACAGCAUCGAAAAAUUCGGCCGUUUUUUUUCUCCUGCGGCGGUGGGCGUGGCUUCGGGCUUCAUCCAGUUAACGGGACUGGCUUGUUUUUAGUCUCUUCUUUUCUGCCUUCACUCAAAACAAACUCAGAAACUUGCAGGUUAUUUUAUUUUAUCCACCUUUAACCGAACACCUGGUCGGACACUGUACCCACUUGCGCGGUUUGUUCUUCCAGGUUCCGACUCUAGAUAUGGAGCUUUAGCCGUUAAGUUAGUCGGGAGUCCAGAAAAGAUCAUGCAAAACGACAAAUCGGAGCCGACGGAGCCCAAGGGCGCCGAGGGUUCGAACCCGCCGAGUGACGGCGCUGAGGAUCCCGUCAAAGUCAAGGGGAUCAGCGCCGUGGCGGUGCUGUGGACCUUCGGGAAAUGCCUGAGCGCCUUGCUCCCCGUCUACCUCGCCGGUUAUUACCGGGUGAGCACCAGCCUGCUGGUCUUCGGCAUGAUGGUUUACACGGGAUGGAAACACGUCCGAGAAGCGAAGGAGGAGCGCCUAAGGUCGGCCAUGCAGCUGCUCAGCGACGGGGACGAUUACGCAUCCAGCAGGCUCUCCAAAAUCAAGCGAGAUCUUCCAGCCUGGGUAAACUUUCCUGAUGUAGAAAAAGUGGAAUGGCUAAAUAAGGUACUGCAGCAGGUGUGGCCCUUUGUCGGCCAGUACUUGGAAAAGCUGUUGGUGGAAACUAUUGCUCCAUCCAUCAGAGCCUCCACCACCCACCUUCAGACCUUUAAUUUCACUAAGGUCGACAUGGGAGACAAGGCCAUGAAGGUUGUGGGAAUCAAGGCCCACACAGAGAACGAUAAAGGACAAGUCCUGUUAGAUCUCUACAUCAGUUAUGUUGGGAAUGUGGAGAUUAACGUUGAAGUGAAAAGAUACUUCUGCAAGGCUGGAGUCAAGGGAAUACAGCUUCAUGGGAUGAUGCGUGUGAUUCUGGAGCCUCUGAUUGGCGAUGUGCCCAUUGUGGGCGCAGUUACCAUGUUUUUCAUCCGUCGUCCUAAACUAGACAUCAACUGGACUGGACUGACAAAUUUGUUUGACAUUCCUGGAGUGAACGCCAAGUCAGACAGCAUGAUUAUGGAUGCCAUCGCUUCGUUCUUGGUGUUGCCGAACCGGCUGGUUGUCCCACUGGUUCCUGAUUUGCACUUGGCCCAGUUACGCUGUCCUCUUCCCAGGGGUGUGGUUCGAAUUCACCUGUUGGAGGCACAGAAUUUGCCAGCCAAGGACCACAAUGUAAAGGGGGUGAUGGCCGGCCUGUCCGACCCCUAUGCCGUAUUAAGGGUGGGGCCUCAGACAUUUACAUCCAAACACAUUGACAAUACGGACUGUCCCAAGUGGGGAGAGAUGUAUGAGGUAAUAGUCCAUGAGGUGCCAGGUCAGGAGUUGGAGGUGGAGGUGUACGACAAAGACAGAGACCAAGACGAUUUUCUGGGAAGGACCAAACUGGAUUUGGGCGUUGUUAAAAAUUCCAUUGUUGUGGACGAUUGGUUCACACUGAAGGAAUCUUCAUCUGGACGGAUUCACUUCAGGCUGGAGUGGCUCUCCUUGCUUCCCAACACUGAUAAAUUAGAACAGGUCUUAAAGAAGAGCAAGGCCGUCACUGGAAAGAAUUUGGAGCCACUUUCUUCUGCCGUUUUGGUUGUGUAUCUAGACAAGGCUAAGGCACUUCCUAUGACAAAGGGAAAUAAAGAGCCAAACCCCACGGUCCACAUAUCUGUUCAGGACACGAAAAGAGAGAGCAAGACCUGCUACACAACUAUUGAUCCAGAGUGGGAGCAAGCUUUUACCUUCUUCAUUCAGGAUCCCCACAAACAGGACAUAGACUUUCAGGUCAAGGACGUUGACAGCAAGCAGCUUUUGGGCAGCCUGAGAAUCCCUCUUCCUCGCAUUCUGGAAGAGUCUAGCCUGUCUUUGGACCAGUGGUUCCAGUUGGAAAACUCUGGACCAGCCAGUCGCAUCUAUGUCAAUGCAGUUCUCAGGGUCUUGUGGUUGGAUGAAGAAAAUAUUAAAUCUGAUGUGUCAUCCGGUGUAGCAGCUGCAAUGCAGAAACCGCUGCCCCAGAAGUCCUCCCCCCAUCCGAGCUUUGCUACAGAGGGUCUUCUUAGGAUUCACUUGUUGGCAGGUCAAAAUCUUGUUCCAAAAGACAAUUGGAUAGGCAGCAUGUUGAAAGGCAAGAGCGACCCCUACGUCAAGAUCAGCAUUGGGGGUGAAACCUUCACUAGCCAAACCAUCAAAGAAAACCUGAAUCCCACCUGGAAUGAGAUGUAUGAGGUGAUUCUUACCCAGCUCCCGGGCCAGGAGCUGCAUCUGGAGGUGUUUGAUAAAGACAUGGAUAUGAAGGAUGACUUCAUGGGCAGGCUGAGGAUCGAUUUGAAGGACAUCAUUGACGCCCAAUACGCAGAUCAGUGGUACGCCCUGAGUGAUGUGAAGUCUGGGCGGGUUCACCUCGUGCUCGAGUGGGUUCCGACAUCCUCAGAAGCAGACAGAUUGGACCAAGCUCUCCAGUUCUACUCCAGACAGUCUUUCCAAAACAAGGCCGUGGCCUCUGCAGGUCUCCUCUUUGUUUUUGUUGAGCAGGCAUAUGGCUUACCGGUCAAAAAGAGUGGAAAAGAUCCAAAAGCAGGAGCGGAGUUGAUUCUUGGGAAAGUGUCCCAUAAAACCACAGUGUGCGAUCGGACAACAUCUCCUCAUUGGAAUGAGGCUUUUUGCUUCCUGGUGCGCGACCCCAGAGAAGAAGUUCUGAUACUUAAGCUUUCCCACAGCUGGACCCUGCCCAUUGGCUCUUUGGUUGUUCCAAUGAGAGAACUGCUUUCUGAGACGGACCUGGUUCUGGAUCGGUGGUUCCACCUGGAUGGAGCGUCACCUGAAAGCCAGAUCCAAUUGAGAAUCGAACUGAAAGUGCUGAUUUCUACUAAAUGUCCUGGUGCUGCUGAAAAGCCUAAGGUCAAUGCAGCAGCUGAUCAUCCACCAGCCAAACACAAGUCAGAGGCAGACACGGCUCUUAAGUCAAGUUCAGUGGACACUCCCAUGGAGACCAUAACCUCCUCUGUGAUUUCUGAUGAAGUAAUUCAAGGAAAAGAAACUGAAAACGAUGUCAACAAGGAUGAGACAGAAGAAUCCCAAAGUCCUGCUACAAUGCAGCCCCUUCAUACUUCACCACACCUUAGCUUUGCCACUGAGGGACUGCUGAGAAUCAUCCUGUUGGAGGCUCAGGAUCUGAUUGCUAAAGACAACAGGUUUGGGCACAUGGUGAAAGGCAAGAGUGACCCCUAUGCUGUAAUCAGUGUUGGAGAGUUCUUGUUCAAGAGCAAUGUGGUUGAAGAAAAUCUCAGUCCAGUCUGGAAUGAGAUGUAUGAGGUGGUGCUCAGGCCUCAGUCUGGACAGGAAGUGCAGGUGGAGCUGUUUGACAAAGACCUCAACAAAGAUGACUUCCUUGGCAGGUUCAAAAUCUGCGUGUCUGACAUAAUCCAAUCCCAGUUCAAGGACCAGUGGUACACUCUCAACGAUGUGAAUUCAGGUCGUGUUCGUCUGAUAACUGAGUGGGUUCCAACUGUGUCGCGAAAUGACGCCCUGGCUCAAGUGAUGCAGCUGCAGUCGCUGCAGUCUUACCGGAACAAGGCAGUUCCGUCUGCAGCGCUGCUCUUUGUUUUCAUGGACAGAGCACGCAUGCUUCCUUUUAAGAAAAGUGGAAAGGAGCCCAAAGCAGGAGCGGAACUUUUGUUGGGCAACACUACAUACAAAACAAAGGUGUGUGAGCGCUCCACGUCCCCCCAGUGGAGUGAAGCGUUUCACUUCUUGGUUCACAAGCCCAAAGAGGAAAUGCUGAUAGUGAAGCUGUCCAGUGCAUGGGACCAGCCAAUGGGAUCUCUGGUAGUUCCUGUGAAGGAACUGCUGUCUGAACCUCAGCUGGUUCUGGACAAGUGGCUGCACCUGGAUGGCGCUUCACCUGAAAGUGAAAUUCUGCUCAGAGCUGAGCUCAAGAUCCUUGACACACGGAUGACAGACGUCCCAAAACCGUCUGCUGCUGCUUCCAAGAAAGAAGUUGAUGCAGAAAAAAUUCCCAAAGCAGCACAUGUGGAGGAAAAAAGUUCUGAACUGCCUGCAACCCAAUCUCCUAAGGUGUCAGAGCCCCAGAAAGAGCCUGAAGCCGCACAUCCGGACCUCUCCACAGAAAAGCCUGAUCCCAGGAAACCAGCUGAUGUUCAAACCACACUGGAUGUGUGUCCUUCCUCUGCGACGAUAAAGGAACAAUCCCAGGAUUUAAAAACACAUCAUGAGCCAAGCGCCCAAACAGACUGCACUACCAUGGAGGACCUCGCUCAGUCUACAUUCUCAGGUCUUCCCACUGAUAAAAAGCCAUCUGCAAAAGUCAGUGAAAUCCCUAAAGCGGAGACCGCUCUUCAAUCACGCACCACGCCACCCAGAGACUUUGGGAAAGAGGGGGUGCUGAGGAUCCAUCUGCUGGAGGCAAAGAAUCUGGUGGCAAAGGACAUCGUUCUGGGAAAGGGCAAAAGCGACCCAUAUGUAAAAAUCAACAUUGGGGGGUUUAUGUUUAAGAGUCAUGUUAUCAAAGAGAAUCUAAACCCAACAUGGAAUGAAAUGUAUGAGGUGGUUCUGAGUGGGAACCAUGACCAGGACAUCAAGUUUGAAGCAUUCGAUAAGGAUUUGAACUCUGACGACUUCCUGGGGAGAUUUAGUGUUCGGCUGAAUGAGGUCAUGAGUGCACAGUACACAGAUCAGUGGUUCACCCUCAAGGAUGUGAAGUCUGGACAAGUUCAUGUAAUUCUGGAGUGGGUUCCUACAGUGUCAAGUUCUAUCAGACUGGACCAGGUGAUGCAGUUGGAGUCGCUCCAGUCUUACCAGAAUAAAGCGGUCCCCUCUGCAGCGCUGCUCUUUGUUUACAUCCAGGCAGCACAGUCACUGCCUCUAAAGAAGAGUGGAAAAGAGCCCAGAGCAGGAGCCGAGCUCGUUCUGGGAGAAGCUUCCUCCAAAACCAAACUGUGUGACCGCAGUGCCAAUCCUCAGUGGAAUGAAUCUUUUCACUUUGUGGUUCGUGACCCAAAACGUCAGACUCUCAUCGUGAAGCUCUCGAGCGGUUGGGACGAACCAAUGGGAUCUUUGGUUGUUCCUGUGAGGGAGCUGCUCUCAGAACCAGAGCUGGUUCUGGACCGCUGGUUCCAUCUGGAUGGAGCCUCAGCUUACAGCCAGAUCCUGCUGCGGGCUGAACUCAAGAUUCUGAACACUAAAAUGUUGCAUCUGAUCGGUACGGAGGCUCUUCCGUGUGCCGCGGCAAGCGCCGGACAGUUGAAGAUGUCUCUCACAUACGCCCCUCAGCAGAAAAAACUAGUGGUUCUCGUCCAUGCCUGCAGAGGCCUUUUGGCACAAAGUAAGGAUGGAGUAGACAGCUAUGUCUCUCUCAUGUUGCUGCCAGACAAAACCAAAGCCACCAAGAGAAAGACCGCCGUGAAGAAAAAAGACCUCAACCCCGAGUACAAUGAAAGGUUUGAGUUUGAUCUGCCGGAGCAGGAGGUUCCAUUCAAGUGCCUCAGUGCAUCUGUGAAAAAUAACUCCUUCAGAGGCAAAGAUGUUAUUGGACAGGUUCAGGUUGAGUUAGCUCAGAUGGAUCUAAAGUCUGGAAUCACACAGUGGUUUGCUCUGAGCGAUGAAGCCGAGUAGACUUCCUGCCUGCCGAUCUUGUCGCAUGGCGACGACCAUGUAAUCAGUCAGCCUUCCUUCUGCUGCUGCUCUUCACACACCUGCACCACUCCGGCAGCUUUACUGCACCCACCCAGCUCACUGUGUUACUCAAUGUUUACUGUACUGUGUGCACUUCCACCAACCAAAGAGGAAAAAAAUAAAAUAGUUGUGUUGAGAGUUAAAACAGUUUAUUAAAGAGGAACUAAAGACGUUGACAGACGAGACGGCACUGAAGAGGUUUUGAUGUUGUAAGAGAACUUUACACUUCUCAAUGAAGUAUUUUUUCCAUGUUUUUAUAUAUUAAUUUUUUUUAUGUUUCAUUGGUCAAUAUUGAUGUCAUUUCAACCUUAUUUUAUAAAAUCCUUGCAGUGGAUGUUUCCACAGAAAUUCAUUUUUAAAGUGCCUUUUUUUCAAUCUUGUGUUUUAUCGUUUAUAUUUGCUUCACGUCAGCAGCUGUCUGUAGCUGUGCCUUUGCGAUAUCAGACUGAAUACUGUUUGCUAAAAAGCCAAAUAACAAUAAAAUGAUGUGGAAAAUCUCGCAACA
This is a messenger RNA of Oryzias latipes (Japanese medaka), 7355 nucleotides long. RefSeq names its product extended synaptotagmin-like protein 1b (gene esyt1b). Gene Ontology annotation, cellular component: endoplasmic reticulum membrane. Gene Ontology annotation, biological process: lipid transport. Lineage: Eukaryota; Metazoa; Chordata; Actinopteri; Beloniformes; Adrianichthyidae. Gene Ontology annotation, molecular function: phosphatidylinositol binding; phosphatidylethanolamine binding; calcium ion binding. The record is from RefSeq and is a predicted model, not a curated record.